AUGAGAAGAGCUGCUUUUACACUUGCAUUAGCAUUUGGCAUAGUUGGAUUCGCCCAAACCGCCCCAAUAGUUGAACCGUCUAUUCUUAAUUAUAUAACUGAAGAUGGUGCCCAACUUAGACUAACUGAACAAGGAAGUCAAAAACUUAUUACAGAUGUCUAAGGUUACAUCGCAAAUCAAUUGAAUCAAUACAAGAGGGCCGGCCUUAUUCUUCAAGAGGUCCCUGUUGAUGGAUCUACCACCUAAGGAUAAACAACUCCAGCUGAAGGAGGUAAUGCUGGUGCUACUAGCGCAAACCAAGCUGAGGGAGCAGGUACCACUGAUGCAACAACUAACAGUACACCAGAAUCUGGGGGUGAAACUGGAAAGGAUGGAUAAACAACCCCUGCUAAUGCUGAUGCUACUACUAGUGGAUCAACAACUGGAGAAAAUGCCAGCACAACCGGAGGUGAUCAAGCUACAACCAAUGAGGGAUCAACAACUAGUGGAAGUGUAAACACAAACCCUGAUGCUUCAACAGGAUCAAAUACUGAUACUAAAACUGCUUCAAAUACUGAGACUAGUCAAGGUACAACCUCUGAGGCUGGCGCUGGCUCAAACACUGGAGCUGGUUAAAAUGCUGACACCACUACCACAAAUGCCGGCACUGGUUCAACCACUGAGGCUGGAACUGGCUCAAAUACAGAUACUAAGACCGAAGCAGGAACUGGUUCAAAUACUGAGGCUGGAACUACUUCAAAUACAGAUACUAAGACGGAGGCAGGAACUGAUUCAAAUACUGAGGCUGGAACUACUUAAAAUACAGAUACCAAGACCGAAGCAGGAACUGGUUCAAAUGCUGAGGCUGGAACUACUUAAAAUACAGAUACCAAGACCGAGGCUGGAACUAACACAAAUACCGAGGUAGGAACUGGUCCAAACACUGAGGCUGGAACUGGCUCAAAUACAGAAACUAAGACUGAGACUGCAGCUGGCUCAACCACUCAGACUGGAACUGGCUCAAAUACAGAUGCUAAAACUGAGACUGGAACUGGCUCAAAUACAGAAACUAAGACUGAGACUGCAGCUGGUUCAAACACUGAUACUGGUGUUAAGACUGAUGCAGGCAAAGAAGAGGCAAAGACUGAAACUCCAAAAGCAUAAGAUCAAACUCCAAAAGCUGAGGAGAAAAAAUCAGAAGAUCAAACUCCAAAAGCAGAAGAGAAAAAAUCAGAAGAUCAAACUCCAAAAGCAGGUGACCAACCAAAGCCUCUCCCAUAAGAACAAAAGAAAAUUGAUGAAUCACCAAAAACUGAUGAUAAAAAAAGCGAAUCAACAACUAAGGAUGAAGGAGGCUCAAAUGGUCUUAUAUAUGCUAUCAUUGCACUAGCUAUUGCUGCCCUUGGAGGACUUGGAUACUAUCAAUUUGUCUACAAGAAGAGAAACCAAGAUGGAUAUACAGCUGCUCACUGA
Messenger RNA from Stylonychia lemnae, 1452 nucleotides. Lineage: Eukaryota; Ciliophora; Spirotrichea; Sporadotrichida; Oxytrichidae. The record is from the annotation of a GenBank genome assembly.